AGCCGGUGGGAAACAUGUCCGUGUCCAGCAGCAGCUUCAAACCUGUGAACCAUGUCCUCUUCGACAUGGAUGGAUUAUUAUUAGACACAGAGCGGCUUUACACCGUGUCCUUCCAGGGCAUUUGCGACCGCUUUGGAAAGCAGUACACGUGGGACCUGAAGUCCACGGUGAUGGGUAAAAAGGCUCUGGAUGCUGCCCAGAUUAUCCGGGACGCUCUUGAACUCCCCAUGACAGCUGAGGAGCUCCUCGCCGAAAGCAGACAAAUACAAGAAAGCUUAUUUCCCUCUGCCAAACUCAUGCCAGGUGUGGAGAAACUCGUGCGCCAUCUCCAGAAGCACUCUGUCCCCAUUGCUGUGGCAACCAGCUCAGCUGGUGUGACGUUCCAGUUGAAGACGAGCCAACACAAAGCCUUCUUUAGUCUUUUUGACCACAUUGUUGUGGGGGACGACCCUGAGGUGAAAAACGGAAAACCCAAGCCCGACUCCUUCCUGGUCUGUGCCAGCAGAUUCAACCGUCCAGCGCCCCCAGAGAAGUGCUUGGUGUUUGAAGACGCUCCCAACGGCGUGAAGGCAGCACUGGCGGCAGGGAUGCAGGUGGUGAUGAUUCCCGAUGACAACCUAGACCCCAGCCUUACCCAGGAGGCCACGCUGCGACUCAGGAGCAUGGAGGAGUUUCGGCCGGAGCUCUUUGGCUUGCCGGCUUACGACUGAGCCAGAAACCACACAACAAGUCUUUGUGUCUGAGUCCUUCCUUAUUCCACAGUGAUAAUCAAAUCGAACGACACGCUGACUGUUGCCCUGCAUGCCUUAUACCCCGCUAUUAGUAUAUAGUAAUGCUAUUUAUAUGACAUUCAAUCGUUUUCUGACAGAUGAGACAAAACGUCACUGAAUAAGACCUUUAAGCUGUUAGAUCUCAGGUCGGUUUAUGGGCAAUCUAUCUCAGGACUCCCUACUGAAAGCUUUUUUUUUUUUGAUAGAGCACAUAUAUUUUGUCAAUUGGCGUUAGGGGUGUGCAGAUAUUUAGAUAGUUAAAGAUUAAAUAUUUGAACGGAGAUUUCAUUUGUGCCGUGUCGAAAAAUGUAAAUGUCAUUCACCUUCAUUCUACUGUAAAAUCCCCAAAAGACCCCAACCUUUUGGCUCAUAAAUGUAGAACCACAAAGAAUUCACACACACACACAUGCACAGUGCACAUUCAGAAAUUAAACAUUUAUACGCCCUUGCAUUGUUUUCGCAAUAAAAACUCGGCUUCGUGUCUGUAAAAGCACUUUUGUCUUCGCUGUGUGCAUUUCCAAAAUAAAAUGACUCCACGCUGUGGUUGG
Molecule: messenger RNA, 1318 nt
Organism: Paralichthys olivaceus (Japanese flounder)
Lineage: Eukaryota; Metazoa; Chordata; Actinopteri; Pleuronectiformes; Paralichthyidae
Gene: pudp
Product: pseudouridine 5'-phosphatase
Molecular function (GO): phosphatase activity
Source: RefSeq, a predicted model, not a curated record